Messenger RNA from Halichondria panicea, 2386 nucleotides. Its product is annotated as extracellular signal-regulated kinase 7-like. The transcript has a single exon. Gene Ontology annotation, biological process: protein phosphorylation. Bases 47 to 2290 code for a protein of 747 amino acids. Gene Ontology annotation, molecular function: ATP binding; protein kinase activity; protein binding. The record is from RefSeq and is a predicted model, not a curated record. Lineage: Eukaryota; Metazoa; Porifera; Demospongiae; Suberitida; Halichondriidae.
ACACAGACUAAUGCACCUAUAGUUGGCUAAAAGAACAAACAUCACAAUGGCUAAGAGACAAGACCAUGAACGAGAGUAUGCAUUCCAAAAGGUUGAACUCUUCAAGAACAAGAUGCUUGGUACUGGCUCCUAUGGGGCAGUGUGUAAAGCCAAGUGUGACCAGCUACUUUGUGCUGCCAAGCUACUCUAUCCAGUGCUCUUCCAAACGAUUGCUCCCGAUCCUGGCAAAGAACAUAGACACCCGUUUAGAAGAUUCGAAACAGAGUGUGCAUUUCUGAGUCGUAUCAACCACCCCAACAUUGUACAGUACCUAGGGACAUAUCGUGAUCCGGACACAAAUGCACCAGUUCUUCUCAUGGAGCUCAUGGACGAGAGUCUGACACACUUCCUGGAGUCAUCACCUGGAGAUAUUCCCUACCACAUCCAAGUCAUCCUCUCCUACGACAUAGCUCAAGCACUUGCCUUUCUCCACACCAAUGAGAUUAUCCAUCGCGACCUCUCCAGCAACAAUGUUCUACUGAUUGCAGGUAAUCGAGCCAAAAUCACCGAUUUCGGAAUGUCCAAAUUCAGGGACAUAAACGUCACCGGAUUAGCCACAAUGACCACAUGCCCGGGAACACCAGCUUUCAUGUCUCCUGAAGCACUAAAGCAACCACCAGUGUACACUGAGAAACUAGAUAACUUCUCAUUUGGUGUGCUUCUAGUUCAGAUCACAACUCGACAGUUUCCAAAUCCAACUGAUCCAUUUGAAACGAGAGAACUGGUUGAUCCACGAUUUCCGACUCAAGCAAUUCAAGCCAACGUUUCAGUGCCGGAGGUAGAGAGAAGACAAGCCCACAUCAGCCUGAUUGAGCCUACCCAUCCUCUACUGCCGAUUGCUCGUCACUGCCUCAAAGAUAGAGAUUUUGAACGACCAUCUUCCCAACAGCUCUGCCAAACACUAGAUAUUCUCAAAAACACACCAUGGUACCAGGAAAGCUCCCAACAAAACCUGCAUCUGAUCCUCAGAGAGAAAGAUGAACAACUACUAAGAAAGCAACAGGUGAUAACAGAAAAUCAAGAGCUGAUGAGAGAAAUGAAUGAGCAAAUUACACUAAAAGACACACAGCUACAAAAUAAUCGAGAAACUAUAAUACAAAAAAAUGAACAGUUACUACAAACAAAGGACAUCGAAAAUGGUCAAGUCAUUAAAAGAAUAGGCCAAGCCACCGAAACCCUUCAACAAGACAAAGCAGCCCUUCAAACGGAGGCUAAAGCCAGGGAGAGACAGCUGAGGAAACUCAACCAGGAGUUGCAAUCAAGUGAGGAGAACACUUCUGCCCUCCGACAAGCCAUUGAGCAACGAGACAGAGAAGUGGCUCAACUGAGACAAACCCUGGCGAGCAAGAACGAGGAAAUUCACAAUUUAUCGACUCGAAUGUACCAAGUCGCACUGCAAGAUACUCAAACUGCACCAAUGAAACUUAUUACAACAGAGUCGCUACCUGAUGCACCUGUAGAUAUUGGGUACGGAUCCUCAACCGUCAUUGGAAACAAGGCAUACUUUAAUUCGUAUGGAAGUGAAACUAUUUAUGAGUUUAGCAACAAUCAGUGGCACGAGUUACCACAACGCCCUAACGCAAUGCUCACUAUCGUCAGUGUUGAUGACAUGCUCACAACUGUGGGGGGAGGGUCAGUUACACAACCUUAUAGUAGCAAACUCUACUGCUACAUUAACAACAAAUGGGUCGAACAUUUUCCUCCCAUGCCAACGAAACGGAGGGGACCUGGAGCUGUGUACGCUAACAACACACUUGUAGUAGCUGGGGGAUUUUGUGAUUUAAUAAAUUUAAAUACAGUCGAAAUAUUAAACACUGCUAACAUGCAAUGGUCUAUUGUUAGCUCACUACCUGUGCCAACCCAUCAACCAUCAUCAACAAUCUGUGGAGACUAUGUGUACAUGCAUUCAAGAACUAUUGAUCAAGAGAUGUAUUCAGUGUACAAAUGUUCGUUAAGACAACUAACUCAGUCCCAGCCAAGCUCAGCUAUAUGGGAAAAGGUGGUCUCUUUGCCAGUUAGUUAUUCCUCUCUUGUUACUGUCAAUGGCCACCUGCUGGCAGUGGGUGGGUGGGACUCCAAAAGAGAUAAGACUAAGGACAUAUAUCAGUACAACAUGACAUCUUGGACUGUCAUUAGUCAAAUGUUGACACCUCAAUAUGGAUGCGUGACUGCUGCCCUUCCUGGGAACAAACUGAUGGUUGUGGGAGGACAUGGUGCACCAAGAAAAUGUGAAAUAGCUAUUUUUGCGUAAUUUUUUCCUCUGUCUUAUUGUAGUAUCCUAUACAUCCAAAUGUGUAUGUUGUUUCUAUGACACUUCCCUGCAACUAUUAAUAAUUAUUGCUGUUUG